AUUAACAUUAAUAUGUUAAAAUAUAUUUCUUUCAGAAAACAAAUUAACGAACUAAUAACAACAAAGUAAACAAAAUAUACAGACAGAUAAAUAAAUGUGAAUUUAUGGAAACUUUAUUCUUUCAAUUAGUUAUAAUUUAUCUCGUGCGAAGCAGUGCGUUUAUUCCGGCUGAAAAUGAAUCUUAUUUAAUAACAAUAAAAAAUGUAGACUUCCAUGGCAGAGGAAAGUUUCCCUCUAGAAUUGAAGUAGUGUUUAGUUUCCAAGACAACGACGUUUCCUUGCUUCUACAAAAGGAUGAUGUUUCAACUCAACUUCUUAGCGAGGACCUGUUUCACACCUCGAAAAUCCUCCCUUCAGGGCUAUUUAAGGACAAAGAAAGAGAUAACUUUGCAGCUUACGAAUCUGGCAACUUAGACGUUCUCGUUGUCCAUCGAGAGACUUCGGACUUCAGCCCAAAAUUUUAUGGUAGAUUUACUCAUAAUAGUAACAGAAUGGUUAUACAUGCUGAAGGCGGAAGUCACAAAAGUCAUCGUGUAAAGCGGGAACUGAACGAAGAUAAAGAUCACCACAGAACCGGUAGAGCUACAACAGAUGAUAUUAUAGAAUUGUUCAUAUUUGCCGACCUGUCCGUUUAUGAACAUAUUGCUACAGAGCUACUUCCAGGCAAAACAGAAACCGAAGUUAAAACAUUUAUCAAAAACUAUUUAACUGCACUUGGGAAGGAGGUUGACACAAUCUACCAGUAUCUUGGGAAGUACGGUGAUAUCGGUACCAUCAGGGUAUAUUUCCAGCAAUAUCAAAUUAUAACGGUAAGACUGACAGCAUCACUCAUUUAA
This is a messenger RNA of Ruditapes philippinarum (Manila clam), 836 nucleotides long. RefSeq lists its product as uncharacterized. The transcript is spliced from 7 exons. NCBI's taxonomy places the organism in Eukaryota, Metazoa, Mollusca, Bivalvia, Venerida, Veneridae. The record is from RefSeq and is a predicted model, not a curated record. The coding region runs from base 105 to 836 and encodes 243 amino acids.